UCAAACAAUUAUAAAUUUAUCUUAUUCCAGUUAUUGGCAAAUUAGCAAAAUCUUAUUUCUUCCGCGCAUGCGCAGUAUGGCGUCAGGCCCUCUAUUUUUCGAACAAAGUAAUGAAUAACUAGAGGCUAUAGUAGCGGGAGAAUUUUAUUAAGACCUUAGAAGUAUCAGGUGAGCAUAUGUCUAACCUUAAGAACAUAUAACACGUGUGCUAUUAAUUACUGUGUCUUAAUUAUAUUAAAACGACUCUUCGUAAAAAAUUAGUUUUGAAAAAAAUUUUUUUCUUCAAUUGUUGGUAACAAUCCAAGAAUAAUAAUGGCCACUGCUAACAGUACGAACAAUCCAACCUUAAUAACAUGGGAUAUACCACGUAUUAAUCGAUUAUUAGAUCCAAAAAAUGAUAUUAAUCAUCAAGUAUCAAUACGUCAUUCUAGCGGAUCACGUUACAAUAAAUUAACAUGGGAACUUGAAUUAUUGUUUAAUCAAUCAUCCAGUAGAUUUACUGACUGGAUUUCAUUUAGCUUAAGACUAGUAGACGCAAACAAAACAGUAAACGUUAAAUUUAAAAUAUGGAUUGUUAAUAAUAAUGGCGUUAGAGUAUUGAUGGAUAAUGCUAAUGAUGAAGUAAUUGAAUUACAUAACAAGGAGAUUUAUCCGCUUGAUCGAUUUAUUAGAAAGGAAGAUCUGUUUGCUAAUUUUGAUGAAUACGCACCUAAUGAGACUCUUACUAUUGUCAUUGAAAUAAAUGUAUUACAAUGUGUGACAAAUCACGUUUUUUUGCCAAAGCGAGAGAGAAUUAAAAGAGAAGAUAAAACAGAGCCGUCUGAUUAUUCAAAUCUUUCUAAAAAACAGUACAUCCUACGUAAAAUGUACAACGGAAAGAACUGUUAAUUGACAAUUAAUUACAAUAAUAAUAUUCAUCAUUUCAUUUCAUUAAUAUUUUUUUAUUUCUGUACUUGUAAUUUUUUUUUUCAUUCUGUUGAUGUAAUUGAUCUUUAAUUUAUUUAUUGUUUGCUAAUUAAUAUGCAAUGAUUAAUAAUAAUUAAACUAUUUUAUUAUAUCUUUUUAAUGAUGUAAUUAAUGACGUU
Molecule: messenger RNA, 1085 nt
Organism: Microplitis demolitor
Lineage: Eukaryota; Metazoa; Arthropoda; Insecta; Hymenoptera; Braconidae
Exons: 2
Coding region: 313-888 (191 amino acids)
Molecular function (GO): protein binding
Source: RefSeq, a predicted model, not a curated record